AUGAGUUUGGAUCGUGUCAUUCAGGAUUCUGAUGAGGAUGAACCCUUCGAGGGGGAUGGACUCCCCACCUCUAUCAACCCUCCCCACUCCUCCGAGAUCGCAUUGCAGCAGGAAUAUCAACAUCACCCCGCCGAACAGACAACCCACAAUGCAGGGUGUGAACAUGGCCCUGCUCCUGAUGAAAGCAUGUUUCCACAACUGAACGUCAAUUUUGACGAGUUUCUCCAAUCGCAAGAAAAGGGCCAUUCAAUGCUAUCGUCGUCGCAGCAGCGGCGGGAGCACAGAUGGAUCCCCUCAACUAGUGAGGGCGGAAGUGGAUCGGUUGGCGCUAUGAUCACGGAGAUCGGACUCGCGCAGAGAAGACUUCUGGACGACGAUCCUUCAAGUGCAAGCCUGCCGCUCCCUUCUACGGCUGCGCUGUACUCGACAGAACCAUUUCAGUCCGUGCCGUUUCCUACCAUACCAAGCUACCACCCGUAUCAUAUGGACCAACCGGAGAGUGACAGCUUCGCAUAUAAUCCAGCACCCAUUGGCACCCACGCCGAUGCAAAUCAGACUUCAUUGCCCCCCAGACAGGGUAUCUAUGAUUUGACUCCUCCCGACACCACUAACUCAAUGGCCUUGCCUCCGAAAAUUGUCCCUCACCAAACUACCGAGCCCUCCAUGGAACAAAAAGAUCAACACCCAAACCCACCUCAGGAAGCCUCACAGCCCAAAUCUCAGCAGACGUGUCCCAAUUCUCCCCAUGACACUGAGCCUCUCUCCUCCAUCACAUCCAUGCGAUUUAGCGAAGCAAAGACUACUACCGCCGGAACCAGUCUCAUUUCCCCGCAGCAAUCCCAGUCAAGCACGCACGACGAGCUUUCUCUGCCAGCUGUCAUACCAACUGUGCCAGACGUCGAAACGCUCAGUGUAAAGAAAAGGCGAGGAAGGCCCAAGAAACAACUUGUGCCAGAUAACGACGAAGAUGAUGAGCUAGCCAACUCUCGGGACUACGAGUUCAAACACCCUGGCGCAAAUGGUGCGAUUGACCCCUCCGAUAGCGAAGCGAUCACGGAAGAUAACACCACGGCCUUGAGUGGCAUCUCCGAAGAGACUGACGAGAAUAAUCUAGAAGCAGCCCCCAAGCCUGCAAAAUCAGGACCCAAGGAGCCGAAAAAGAAGAAAGCCAAAAAAGGCAAGACGACACCCGCCCCCGGGCCUGAUGCCGAUGACGACGUGAUAUGGGUGGAUACGAAGCCUCUCAGCGUGGAGCCCUCAACCGGGAGCGCCACUCCACAGACAGAAAUUCCCGAGCCCCCAAGACAGGAUCUAGACUCCAAUGUUCUGGACACAAACCCGACUGUCACCCCCCAGGCACCGAUUCCCGCAGUUGAAGAGAAGACCCUGAACGCCGAAAAAGCAGCUCCCAAGAAACGUGGCCGCAAGCGAAAGCAGACAACCGAGCAAGCGGAAGCACCAUCAGAGUCCGCAGAUACACCCGAACCAAACAAUACGGCCUCGGGAGCCCAGACUCCUGAGUCGAAGUUGGCCGUCGUUGUCGAUAAUAGUCCCAAAUCCAUACUGGAAGCUAACACCAGUAACAACGAUACAGCUGCUAUCCAAAGCAAGGACCAGAACCCCCAUCCACUUCCUGCUCCUGAUCCUCUCCCUGAGCCUACAAUUGAUAGCCCUCAACCUCAGACUCCUUCGAAGCCUGAUGCUGCAUCUGUUAAUACACCACAGAAUGCAGGCAAGGGCCCGGAUAAGCAUAGUCCCAUCUCGGCGCGGAGUGGGGUGCCUUAUCGCGUGGGGUUGAGCAAGAAGGCGAGGAUUGCGCCGUUGCUUAAGAUGGUACGGAAAUAG
This is a messenger RNA of Penicillium hordei, 1845 nucleotides long. RefSeq lists its product as uncharacterized. The transcript has 2 exons. NCBI's taxonomy places the organism in Eukaryota, Fungi, Ascomycota, Eurotiomycetes, Eurotiales, Aspergillaceae. The record is from RefSeq and is a predicted model, not a curated record. The coding region runs from base 1 to 1845 and encodes 614 amino acids.